This is a messenger RNA of Paramuricea clavata, 8041 nucleotides long. The record is from the annotation of a GenBank genome assembly. NCBI's taxonomy places the organism in Eukaryota, Metazoa, Cnidaria, Anthozoa, Malacalcyonacea, Plexauridae.
CACCUGCGCUCGUAAAAUAAAACACCAUUCUUCACAAAACAAUCUUUAAAUUUAAUUUUUACAUCGCUUUGAGAAAUCCAAAAACAUCCACCAUAUUGGUUUUCGUCACCAUGCCCCACCCCCGACACGGCCAACUGACGCAAAUUAUGUUACCAUGGUAGCGCAGUGCUAGCGUCUCGUUGCUAAGCGCCAAACAGAAGACAAAACCCAACACCGGCAAAAGCUAUCCAUUCAUUUCGACAGAACUCUUGCGAGAAAGUUUUCCGUGCAAUUUUGAAACUAUACAAGAACUAAAAUAUGGCUACAACAACACAGAAUACGGAUCAAUUCCCGCCCCGGUACAGUAUGUCCGAUUGGCAUCAAUCGAAUGUUAUCGUCCGAACGACGGCCCAGAGGUUGCGAGAUUCGUCUCAUCGCAUCAGACAGGAAGGUCGUUGGCUGAGAAACGAGAGCGAUAAUCAUACAAGAUGGACACAACAUGAUAGCGACACUCGCAUGGAAGAACGGAUAGACGACGUUAGCACGUGGAAGAAAGCGCUUGAGAAAUGCCUCAGAGAUACGGACGAAGAAAUUCGAUCUCUCGAACGUGAGAAAGAGCGAUGCGAACGAGCUUUGGAAGCCAAGAAAGUGCCCUUGGAUAUCGCGCUGGAAUGCCUAAUGUUGCGAGAACAGAGACUCGGUAUUGAUCUGGUCCGCGAUCCCGUGGAAGCGAAUUUAGGCAAGGUAAGGAAUUCACAAUUUCGUUCUAACGAAUUUCGGAAUUUUUUUAAGAAAAUUCGAAUUCUUAAUUGGUGAUAGGAAUGUCAUAGCUUGGUAAGCGUGCGUAAUAAAGCUUAAUAAAAGAUUAAAGUCUGGAUAUCCCGUCGUGUUGAUAGGAGUAACAUAAACUUACGUAUUUUAUAAAUUUUACCCUUGCAAUGAAUUACAGGUAAUCACAAUAUUUUUGAGGCACCCCGGGAAGUUUUUUUUAUAAAUAUCAACAAACGUUUGUCAAAGGCAUAGUCACACUCAGGUGGUUUGGCAAGGGUCACCUGCAUUCACAUUUAUUUCUAAUGAAAGUGUUUAACUAUUUUACAUUUGUAAGCAAGUGAUAGGUGGUUAGAUAGGUCUAUUUGAACAGCUGUUUUUAGUGUUUUAUAGAGUAGACAUUGCUAUUACAGUCGUGUUAUUAAGAGCACAAAAAUACCGGAGUACAACUUACAUAAUGGUAAUAAUGGAUCCUCCUUGAAAAAUGUUUUGCUAUAGAAUUUUAAAUAAAAUGUAAAGUCAGAGUUUAUAUCAAAUUUUGUCACAGCAGGAUCAAAUUUAAGCCCUCAAAAACGUUUUGAAACUUCAAUUAAUCUUUUAACUAGAUUAUUAGGCGCGUGUCGAGCCAACCCUCUUCAGCAAUCAGCGAGACGCGCUUUUCGAAAUUUAGUUGCGUAAAACAUUCUGUUCCUUGAUCUUAGUAUUCAGCAAUUGAUCGCAUCUUAUUGUUAGGUUUUAGUUUGAAAAACAAGGACUAAAUAUUUGUAUAGUACCAAAACCGUUUGUUUAAUUUGUCACACGAUAAUUUGUAAAAACAGCUGUUUCCAAGGGAAUUGAAAUUUGACACCCAACUCCGAGGAAAGUCCGCGCUGGGCCCCCACUCGCUAGACUAUGUACAUAAAGUCCAUAAACAGUACAUCAGCCAUACGUGGACUUCGUUUGGUGACCGAGGCAGUGCGCAGCACAUGCUGAUGAACUCUGAAAGGAAGAUGUGCUUUGCGCAUUGAUUGACCUUAUUGUGUUUGGUGGCAAAUUCGUCAUCGGCGAACGUCAUCGGCAAAUUCGGCGAACUCUAAAAAGACAGAUAUCGAAGUGACUUAUAAAUUGUUCACUAUAUCUGUUGUCUUGUGUUUGGUGGCAAAGUACACUGAAUUUAGUCCGAAUUUCGGACUGUUAGCUAGCUGUAAGUACAGUGACGGGUCCGGGGUCCCACCAUGCAUAUACAAGGUGUAUCAAAAUAAACGCAAUUCAUCUUUUGUGCUUAAUAACUUUCGAAAUACUAUUUCUAGUUAAACGCUUUUAGGCUUAUUUCAAAGCCUGUUCUUUUCUCUUUCAAACAAACUAUUAUCCUUGUCUCCAAUGCUAGUAAUAAUUGCACAGGAAAAGAUUUAGUAAAACCUAUCAUUUUUAGUUGCUGUUUAAUUAUGCAAGUUUACUAUGUUAUUGUUUAGUCGGUUUAAAUGUUAGAAUUUUCUUCUUUAAACUUUAAUGUUGUCGUCACUACAUCUGGAAAACCACGUAAGAACAAAUUAAAAGUAUUUUAAAAGAGACCAGGUUGUUUGAAAAUCAUAAACGAAUGCUAAAAAUCGUCAAAACAUUCUGGUGUCUGAGCCAGAGUGUCAUCGAAUUGCGAUGUAAUGUAAACAGAAAUUAUAGCAAGUUGAUGUCAGUCAGCUUAGAUGGUCCAAGCCAAAAUUAUAUCGCAUUUGAAGUUUCAAACGGAGUUAAAAAUAGUGGAAGAAAAGCCGUAAUUAUACUUAUUGUUACAAUCCAUUUAAUAAAAUGCAAAAUUUUUUUUGUUUUAAUGAAAAAAUCAGUUAUUUUCAUGAGAACGAUUUAUUCCAUCUCAAUUUUUUUAAUCUCCAAUCGCAAUAACGUAAAGUAUUAUUACCCGCGAACCAAUGAGUCAAAUUUAAGAAACAACCCACUGUUAGAAAGCUGAAUGGCUACGCUUUAAAAUGAAUGUAAACUUUAACAUUUUCGUCUAUUAUUUGUUUAGCAAUUUACAUUUCAGUCGAGGAUUGCGCUUUUUUUGAUACACCCUGUAUAGCAUCAUAUAAUCUAAACUGAGUGAAAGUCAACCCCGCAAUAGGUUUUGCGGGACGCGGGAUAUAACGUUUGUUAGUGUAGCGGCAAAAAAGGAUGAAAAAUUUCACGAUUCAAAAUUUCAAAAAGUCUCAAAGACACGGGAUGAGAAAAAUUUAUGGAAAAGGCCCAAAAGGCACGGGAUAGUUAGAAAAUUUAAAGGAUUUAAAAACCAUAUUGAGUAUUGUGGACCUCUUGGUUUAACGAGCUAGGGCAAUAUUUUGAGCAAUUUUAAUUAAUUAAAAGGUUUAUUUGCUUUGCAUGUGUUUUAUAAUGUUUUGCUUGAAUGUAGAUAAACAAGCAAAUCCUGCGGUAAAACAAGGUAAAGAUGUUGCCUUGACGACAUUUAGAAACGCAAAUUUUUCAUCAGAUUAUAUUUGCAUUCAGGCAUUUUUUGAAAAAUAAACUCGAUAAUGAAUUGAGCAUUUAUAAAUUGCGUUGAUCAUCGGCGAAAAGUUGAAUACAUACCUAUAUUACAAAAUCUAACGGCGCUCUCGGAUCUUAACGGCAAUAGUAACUUGUUAUCGUUUCAUAUUUAAUUUCUGUAUUAAUAGUACUAGUACGUUGCAGCUACAAUAGGCAAUUCCAGCUUUUAGUUUAUGCGUGCAGGGGACGAUGGGAAGUAAGGUAUCACAUUGCUGAUUAUGCUGAAAAAAUAGAAAUGGUGGCCGUAUAAACACAGAGUGAUAGCUUAUUCUUGUAAAUAUUGAAAUAUUUCGGUUGUUUCGGUAGUUUUUAUUGAAAUUUUUCAGCAUAAUCAGCACUACGAUACCUUACUUCCCAUCAUCCCCUGCAGGCAUAAACUAAAAGCUGGAAUUGCCUAUUCCUAGCUGGAAAAAGUAACUAGUUUCUCAAACAGUAACAAUAGACAAUCGUUACAAAGUUGUUACUAUUAUAUUGAAUUUCUCACUCAUUGGUGAGCGAAUUUCCCAACAGGCUAUUAGUAUUACCCAAUGGACCAUUCCCCAAUUAACCAAAAUUUUGAACUCAACAAGUCUAGACAAAAUUUCAUCACAGCUUGAAAGAGCAUCACAAAAUUAGUAAUAUUCCAAAGUUUCGCGUUGCAAAAUGUUGUAAAAUGCGGAAAAUAUAGCCUUGCGAAGUUUGCAAUUUUCAGUCAUUUUAGAUUUAUACAAACGGGAAAUGGUUACCACUUCUGUGCGUAAUACAAGAUGACUGAAAAUUACAAACUUCGCAAGGCUAUAUUAUCCGCAUUUUACAACAUUUUGCAACGAAACUUUGGAAUGUUACUAAUUUUGUGAUGCUCUUUCGAGCUGUGAUGAAAUUUUUGUUUAGGCUAGUUAAGAUCAAAAUUUUGGAAAAGUGGUAACCGUUUCCCGUUUGUAAUCUAAAAUGACUGAAUAUUGCAAAUUUUGCAAUCUCCUCAAUUAUUUCGGGACCUUGAGUAGAGUCUCUCCCAGGUCUCUCAGCUUGAAAGGCAAGCGCGGUGACCACAAUACCACAAGAGGUGGUUGAACAUUCUGUACAGGUCUACAAAACCAUGUUUUCUUUUCCCCCAAUAGGAAGUUGAAGUAAUUGAAGGAUGCAAGGCAUUACUUCAACAGAAGAUCAACGAAGCUUCUGAACAAUUGUGGUAAGUAUUAAUGAUCUUCCGCGGAACUUAAUAGGGUUGGGUACCACGGUGUACCAUGGUUGCUUACAAAAACUUUGAAAGUAAACGAUAAGAACUUCCUCACGUAUUUGAUGAGUAUUUUGCACUAGUAAGUCAGAAACAUAAAUAUAACACCAGACUUGCUUCGAGAUCAUCAUACUCCCUUCCAAAAGCAAGAACCAGCUAUGGCAAAUUUAGUAUAAGAUUUGUUGGCAGUAAUGUGUGGAAUUCAAUUGACGAAAAUCUAAGGUAAAGGGUCUUUCUAAAUCUCAGUUUAAAAACAAACUUAAAAAUAAUCUAUUGAAUUCAUAUUAGCUUAUAGCAUCAAAAUCGUCCAUUUUGAAAUCUUUAUUGCACGUGCAUGUUUUAUUUAUUCAGUUCACCCACUAAAAUAUAUUUGUUACUAAUCAAAUUCGCUAACUGCCUUUUGGUUAUUACAGUUAGCUAGUACCUUCUUUUUGCAACUUUAUCCCAAUUUUAUAUUUAUGUAUGUAUUCAGUUAACGGCACUGGAUAAAUUGUCUUGUCUUGUAAGAUUAAGGGCGGGAUGUUAUGAUGUGCUUGACCAAAGAUCAUGAAGAAUUGCGUGUAGACCACGCAAAAUAAAGCGGAAGGGGAAAUGCGGAAAAGCACACGAAGUACGACUCUGAAGGGAGGGGCUGGGAUUAGACCAUCCCCGUCAGCCUGUCUCGUUAUCUAACUCUAACAUACCCCUGUAAUAUUACUUUUCCCAGCUUAUUGCAAGAAGCACGCCAACAGCUGUACCGUGAUCUCACAGACAAGAACAUCGCUUAUGAUAUUGAUGGCGAAUGCCUCAAACUAAACAACAUUUCUACAAACAUAUGUUUCCAUCCGGAUCCGACCCGAACCGUGAAGGGCAGCGUGACACCCGAGACCUGGGACCAAUUCUCCAACUACAACAAGUUGCGGGCCGAGGCAGAGAUGCAGGCAUCGCAGCGGCUGCGAGAGGCGAUCUUUGCCACAAUUCAGAAGACGGCAAAUGACCUCGAAGCUCAGAGGCAAGCAACCGAAUUCAGUUACAGGAAAAGAAUUCAUGAAACUGAGCAGACAAGGAACGAAUUGGAAUGGCAACAGAGAAAUGUAAGUCUUGUUUUGAUGAUCCACCAUCAGUCGGCCAGUCCAGGUAGUCGGUCAGCCAAUCAGUAGGACGGUUAGUCUUUGGAGGCCAACAAAAAUUCUUGGAACUAUGGAAAUCUGUGCAAAAUUUUUCAAGUUGUAAAAAACUGCUGAAAAAUCUGCACAAAUAAUGCCUUUGUGAACCAAGAUUUCUGAUCUUCCUAUUCAAAUGAGAAAAUAGCGCGUGUACCUUAAAUUACGUCACACUAAACCCGUGGUUUAUUAUCUUACAUUCUUGAUUCUUUUUUAGACCAAGCACGAGAUGGAAACACUUGAAAGUGAUAUACGUCACAUCAAGCAGGCCAUUGAAGCAAAGAAAGCACCAAUGAUGGUGAGUAUGCUGUGAAGUGCCGAACUCCGUUCCCAAGGUCAAGAACGGGCUGUAAAAAUUUGGCCGUUGACCGCGUAUUAUUAACAGGGUAUCUUUAUAACGAAAAGUAUGUGUCUUAGUUUUUGCGGGGACAAAAAAUAAAUGGCUGUAAGAUACAGGUGGUGGGUGGUCGGUUGCACUGUGUAUUAGACUAGAGCCCAAUUGGAGUGUUAUUGUAUACGAGUGAGUUUCGCUGUACACUAUAGUGAUGGUCAAGGGAGAGUUCUCAGAGAGAAUUAGAGAGAGGGUAACAAACUACUCUUACCCAGGACCACCUAAAGCUAAUUCUACCCAGAAAGAGAACAUGGUACUACUUUUCUGUUACAUGCAUAUGUAUAUCUGUAGUAUUUGAAAGAAAUCAACGCUGAUAGUAGUUUAAUUUUCGUUUUCCUACGAGUGUGACCAAUUCUGAAGUUUACCACUGCCGAUAAACAAAAUCACAUGGCUCAUUUUAAUUAACUAACUUCUGAUUUCUCUCAAAGGUUGCUCAAACAAGGCUGGAGAAUCGCACAUACCGUCCUAAUGUGGAGUUAUGUCGUGACACCGCACAGUACCAGUUAUGUCAUGAAGUACGCGAGAUUGAAGGCACAGUUAAAGCUCUGGUCGAGAAACUACAAGAGGCACAAAAUGCUCACAAUUCUCUGACUGACAACCUCAGGAACAUCGAGGAAGAUCUAUCCGUCAAGGUAAUUAUGAAUUCAGAUUACAAAGCUUCGAGUCUCUAAGAUGUAACCAGUAAUAUAUACAAUUCAGUGGGAUGGCCGAUGGUAGUAUAAUCAUCAUAGCUCGUCGUUCUCAUAUUUAUCAUAUUUGCAAGGUAUCUUUUAGAUAUCUAUUUUCUGUAAUGGUCCGCCAAUCUCCAUGGUUGGGGGAGGGAGGGGUGGGGGGAGGUUCUGUCAGAAGUUUAGUUGCUCUUGGGAGUGAAUAGCUCAGAAAUUUGGAGAGGCUUUGGUCAAAUUUAAAGUGCGGAUAAAAAAGUUUAAGAUAAGGAAGCUUUGAAGAAGGUUGACACUUCACACACCGUAUUCUGUUCAAAGAAAGUUGAAUAGGACAAGGCUUGUUGAAGCAAAACAAUGUCACUGACAACAAUUUGUAUCUGUUUAGUAUCAAAUUCACACGAAGUUAGGAUGGCCGAUAUCUAAAAACAUGUUUCUCUGGACCUGUGUGGGAUUUUCAUUUGUAUAAUAGGCAAAGUGUGUUAAACAUUUUUUUCACAAUACUAAACUAAAUUUCCCCAUUGCAGGUGAACUCGCUGGCCUUGGACAACCGUUGCAUGACCUCAAGACAGAAAUUGAAGGAGACACCACAAGACAUGACCCGUACUGAACUAUUUAAUCUAACCACGACCAACGAAGCUCACUUAAACUUCAAGAACCCGUCACCCAUGACAACCAUGAUAGACCCCGCUAGCCUCGAGCGCGCGGUCACCGGUCCCAUGACUGCGUCACGGAUGACUCCAGUCAGCGCGCUUCCCCAAAGCGCUAUGAAGAGCGCGCGUACUCCAUUGCUGACAAACUAAAAACUCUCCCCAGUAUUUGGGAACUCUUAUAUGAUAAGCUAAGAGACCCCUGAUUUUGUCAACCUUAGUAUAUCGGUGUGUGGUUAGUAAAACCAGAACAGCGUGACACAACAAUAUACCAAUCAUUAACACUGAGAUAUAUACCUGAUCACAAAAAGAUGCAUAGAUUAUGCUGACUUAGAAAUAAUGUAUAUGGCAAAAGAGAAUGUUGUGAAUUGUUCACAUUUUGAUAUGAAGUGUAAAUUUUUUAUUACAAAAGGAAAUACGAUUGUAUGAUAGAAAAUAAAAUGUUCCUCGCUUUGCAUACGUCUGUUUAUUUCGUGUAGGGAAAGGGUCGUCUGGGGUGGCCAGGCAGCCAAGAUCCUUUACUCGGUUGGCUUUGGCUAAUUUUGGGCUAGCAUUUGGCACGUAUGACGUCAUGCACGUGACGCAGACUAAAGCCUGUUUUCCAUUUCAACCGUAUCGUGGUAAUCGUUCCACGUUUCGCGCACCAAUAUAGUGAACGUUAUCUAAUGGAUUAAUUAUUAUAGUGUACUGAAAAGUUAACUGGAUACCACCAUACACAUAUAUAC